UGUCUGUACGUCUUAUGGAGCGAAUAUGGAGUGGCCGGAUCGGUAUUCCCGCCACCACUGUCUGCAGUCUCUGGUCAUUUCCUGGACCGUGUCCACCGUCUCUGGUCUUCUCAUGUACUAUGUCCACAGUCUCUGGUCAUCUCCUGUACUAUGUCUGCAGUCUCUGGUCAUCUCCUGUAUUAUGUGUGCAGUCUCUGGUCAUCUCCUGUACUAUGUCUGCAGUCUCUGGUCAUCUCCUGUAUUAUGUGUGCAGUCUCUGGUCAUCUCCUGUACUAUGUCCGCAGUCUCUGGUCAUCUCCUGUAUUAUGUCCACAGUCUCUGGUCAUCUCCUGUACUAUGUCCACAGUCUCUGGUCAUCUCGUGUACUAUGUCCGCAGUCUCUGGUCAUCUCCUGUAUUAUGUGUGCAGUCUCUGGUCAUCUCCUGUACUAUGUCCACAGUCUCUGGUCAUCUCCUGUACUAUGUCCGCAGUCUCUGGUCAUCUCCUGUAUUAUGUCCGCAGUCUCUGGUCAUCUCCUGUACUAUGUCUGCAGUCUCUGGUCAUCUCCUGUACUAUGUCCGCAGUAUCUGGUCAUCCCCUGUAGUAUGUCCGCAGUCUCUGGUCACCUUCUGUAGUAUGUCUGUAGUCUCUGGUCAUCUCCUG
Molecule: messenger RNA, 642 nt
Organism: Staurois parvus
Lineage: Eukaryota; Metazoa; Chordata; Amphibia; Anura; Ranidae
Source: the annotation of a GenBank genome assembly